AUGGCCAUCAAGAAGAGGCAAACCAAGAAACCGUCCUCCGCCAGUGGCAUCAGCAGCUCCGUGGUGCAGGCCAUGGCGGAAAUGUCGCCCGCCGCCGCCAACCCUCUCCAGCCUGUCCAGCUUCCCCCGGGCGUCUACUUCUCCCCGACGCGGAACGAGAGCGUGGGGAUCCUCAACCGCUGGAUCGCCGGCGAGCCGCUCCACGACACCCACGGCUUCGUCUUCCACGACAACGUCUACGGGGCCAGCCCCGACGAGCUACGUGCGAGGUACCCGCCGUCCAGCAUCCGGGGUCGGGUCCGCUCGUGGUGGUUCCUCAGCGAGACCAAGUUCCAGUCCAGGAAGAACCCCGGCGCCGGCGCCAGGCGCGCCGACCGCCGCGUGGCCACGGGCGGGUACUGGCGGAUGGACCAGAGCCGCAUGGAGCUCGCCGCCGUCGACGGGGUCAAGAAGACCUUGAAGUUCUACGUCGGCCCAGGGAAGAAGGCGUCCAAGACGCCCUGGCUCAUGGAGGAAUUCACCAGCGCGCUCGACGACGGGACGGGGAAGAGCGGCGCGCCCGCGCUCUACCGGCUCUACCUCACCCCGAACGCCACCAACGACGAGCUCAGGGAGAUCUUCGGCGAGGACGGCGUGCGCUACGGACCCGACGGCCAGAAGAAGCCGGCGCGGGCUCUGGUCCCGCCCGACUGGUUCGACUCCGUCGCCGCCCUGCUGCCGCCGGGGCGCGUCCGGCGUCCUCUCGACCACCAACCUCAGGGCCAGGGCGCGCCGCCGCCGGGUCUUAUGAAUUACCACGGCCUGCACUUGGGGCCCGCGCCGCCGGGGAACGUUGUUGGUCUGUACGAUCAGGUCUGGGAGGCGCCGCCUCCGCCUCCACCUGCGUAUUCGCCGGGCAUACUCGAUGAGACGAUGCCGGUGAACGGUCUUGGUCAGUACGACGAGCAGCAGGGCCAGUUUUUCUCACAGACCGCGCCACCUCCACCUCCGCCUCCGCCUGCGUCGCCCGGACUGUCCGCUGAGAUGCCGGUGGACGAUCUGAGCAUGCCCUUCGACGAGUUCUUGCAGUGGAUCAACGAGAAUCCGGUGUAG
This is a messenger RNA of Brachypodium distachyon (stiff brome), 1092 nucleotides long. RefSeq names its product NAC domain containing protein 52. NCBI's taxonomy places the organism in Eukaryota, Viridiplantae, Streptophyta, Magnoliopsida, Poales, Poaceae. Bases 1 to 1092 code for a protein of 363 amino acids. The transcript has a single exon. The record is from RefSeq and is a predicted model, not a curated record. Gene Ontology annotation, biological process: regulation of DNA-templated transcription. Gene Ontology annotation, molecular function: DNA binding.